Mesorhabditis spiculigera is the source of this 1215-nucleotide messenger RNA. NCBI's taxonomy places the organism in Eukaryota, Metazoa, Nematoda, Chromadorea, Rhabditida, Rhabditidae. The record is from the annotation of a GenBank genome assembly.
AUGGCCCGAAAGAAGAAGCGCUGCAUGUGCGCGAGUAUCGCCAGCGGGUGGCGCGGAAUUUGCCAGGAGCACAGGGAGGUCGCCCAUCCGUGCGUUAGGCCGAAACCUGAGAAGAAGGAAUCCGGGCCGUGUAAGACUCGUUUCGGGUGCAGCGUCUGCAAGCAGCCAUUCCGAAUCAGUGCCGACUGUCAGCGCCACAUCACCACCACCCAUCCUACAGAGUCGAAGGCGCGAGUUGUAGAUAAUCUCACGGCCAGAAUGAUGCUCCAAUUCCGGAAGACGGCACUGCACUGUUUCCCCGAGUUCCGGGCUGACAUUGACGUAUGGUGGUCGCGCAGCCAGCGACGUUUUAUGCAGUUAUGCGAGAAGGAGCACACGAAGCGAAUGGCUGAGCAAAUGAUGCUGAAAAUGAUUCGCGACGACCUGAAGGCGAAGGAGAAGGAGAUGCACGAGCGCGACGAGAUCGAGCGGGACGACCUGAUCGGGGAUGAGCCGGACGAGGUGGAGGAGGAGACCGAGUGGGACGACCCGUUUGAUCUCAUUGACGCGCCCGACACGGACGGGUACUUCCACGAGAAUACCAACUGCUGGUCGGCUGAAGCCGCGGAGAUUAGGUACCAAGCGCGGUUGAAGGCUUCCGGUUUGGCUUCCACUUCCGUAAAAUGUGUGCCAGUCUGCAUCCCGCCACCCAAAAUCGCCAUGGAAAUACGGCCGGUAAUUGGGAAAGUCUCCAACCACCCGAGCUCAUCCGCAUCCGUCAUCCAGAAACAACCGAUAAAGCGCCGAUUCCUGAAUCCAAUGAAAUCUGCAAUACCUCAAAUUUCUCAUCCGGAACCGCCGGCGAAGGUGCCAAAAAUGGAGCCGGAAAUCGAACGGGGGAUUGAGCCGGAAUUCGUUAUGGAAGCUGAUCCGGAAGCGGAUCCAAUUCCUGCACCCGUAGACGACUAUCUACCGCCGGAAUCUUCAGGCUCUACAUUGCCAAGCGAGUGGAAUGAUGCAGUAGGGGAUGCGAAGGUGGCCAGAUUGGGCGAAACUGAGCGCUCCUUUUUCCAAGCCGAGAUCCUGCGACUGGAGCGCGAGCUAGAGACCAAAUCUGAAUUACUGAGGAAAUCGGAGGAAAUUCUGACCCGCCAAUCGAAACUGAUCGAACAGCUGUACGCGACGCUCGAGGCGAAAAAUCAGGAGGAGGCGAUGUAUGAGAAAGAAUAUCUUCCU